Messenger RNA from Fusarium graminearum PH-1, 812 nucleotides. RefSeq lists its product as uncharacterized. The record is from RefSeq and is a predicted model, not a curated record. NCBI's taxonomy places the organism in Eukaryota, Fungi, Ascomycota, Sordariomycetes, Hypocreales, Nectriaceae. Gene Ontology annotation, cellular component: cytosolic large ribosomal subunit; ribosome. Bases 84 to 503 code for a protein of 139 amino acids. The transcript is spliced from 5 exons. Gene Ontology annotation, biological process: translation. Gene Ontology annotation, molecular function: structural constituent of ribosome; large ribosomal subunit rRNA binding.
GCUACUGUUUGUUCACGGCAUCUCGAGACCCGGCACGACACGACAUCUUCACGAAGUAACGCCACACUAACCCUUCAGACACAAUGGCCAAGAUCUCGCGUGGUGCCCCUGGUGGCAAGCUCAAGAUGACCCUGGGUCUCCCUGUCGGUGCCGUCAUGAACUGCGCUGACAACUCCGGUGCCCGAAACCUCUACAUCAUCGCCGUCAAGGGUAUUGGUGCUCGCCUGAACCGAUUGCCCGCUGGUGGUGUCGGUGACAUGGUCAUGGCCACCGUCAAGAAGGGAAAGCCCGAACUCCGAAAGAAGGUCCACCCCGCCGUUAUCGUCCGACAGUCCAAGCCCUGGAAGCGAUUCGACGGUGUCUUCCUGUACUUCGAGGACAACGCUGGUGUCAUCGUCAACCCCAAGGGUGAGAUGAAGGGCUCCGCCAUUACCGGCCCCGUCGGUAAGGAGGCUGCUGAGUUGUGGCCCCGUAUUGCCAGCAACUCUGGUGUCGUCAUGUAAGGUGCUUGCUUGCGAAAGGAAAUCAAGGAAAGACAAAAGGGCGUGCGGUGCGUGGUGGUUGGGUUUCUGUCCCGAAUGCGAUCAGAUAGAGCGCGGUAAAGAAACAUUAUCCCCCCUUCCCCAAGACUCUUAUUCUUUUUUCAUCUGCCCGGGUCAAGGGGAGGGUGAAACGGGGAAUGUUCUUUUUAUCUACUACUUUUAAAGUCGCUGGAUUGGCACAAGGCUCUUGCAUUUCGGUUGCGGCGUGUAAGGAUGAUUCACAUACCAGGCAUUCACAUCAAGGACAAAACAAAAGUCACUUCAAAACGA